CUCAUAUAUAUCUUGGUAAUGAAAACAACAAUAUCCCAAACCGAUUACUUCGAAGUAGGAAGAUUUCCGCAGUGAGCAAAUUUGGUGCAAUAUAUUAUGUGAAACAUUUACAGCGAUUGACGCCGUUAAAAUACUUAAUUCUGCGAAAUAUUGAUAAGCGAAACAGGGAUAAUAUUGCAAUGGCGAGUUCUGCCCCGUUGGUAAUGCGCUUGGUCGGAAGUUCGAUCAAGAUUGCACAUCGAGCUGGUAAUAUUAUUCGUGAUGUGAUGCGUCGCGGUGAUUUGGGAAUCGUCGAAAAAGGAAAAGAUGAUCUUCAAACCGAAGCGGACCGUUCAGCGCAACGCUGUAUCGUAGCAUCGCUGUCCAAGCUCUUCCCUAAUGCUACCAUUAUUGGCGAAGAAGGCCCAAGUGAUCUGAAUGUACCGGAAGAUUGGCUGAUAACAGAAAGCAAUAUCGAUUUUUUGGAAAAGCAUAAAUGUCCUGAUGCGUUCGUCAACUUAAAGGAGUCGGAUGUGGUGAUUUGGGUGGAUCCACUGGACGGAACAAGCGAAUAUACGCAAGGAUUUCUUGAACGCGUUACUGUGCUGAUCGGUAUCGCAGUCAACGAACGAGCUGUUGGCGGCAUCAUACAUCAACCUUACUAUGAACACGAUACUGGAGAUAUCGGACGUACUAUCUGGGGGUUGCAUGGAUGCGGUACGGGUGGGAUUCUGCCCGUGGAACCUCCUUCGGAUCGAUUUUUAGUCACCACUACGCGUUCCCAUUCCAACAGCAUUGUGCAGUCCGCUUUGGAUGCCAUAGCACCAGAUGAAGUAUUACGCGUGGGUGGUGCAGGUUACAAGGUGCUACAGCUGCUUGAAGGUAAAGCACAUGCAUACGUUUUUGCGAGUGCAGGGUGUAAAAAGUGGGACACCUGCGCCCCGGAAGCCGUUCUAGAGGCCAACGGUGGGACACUUACAGAUAUGCUGGGACGUCACUACCAAUAUGGAAAGGAUGUAAGCUUCCCAAACAGCAGUGGAGUUUUGGGUACCGUUGCUGGUGUGUCACAUGAUGAUAUUCUCGCCAAAAUACCCGAUAACGUAAAACAGGCUAUGAGUAUGUACUAGAAUAUGCGUACAUGUUUAGUUUUAUUCGUUAGUGACAUUCCAUGUAAUAAAAGAAUAAAACUAAAUCUAGUCAUAUUAUAUGUCCAUUACCAUAAAUCACACGUAAACAAUAAAAAACAGCUGGUCUUAGGAUCAAACCUCAGAA
Messenger RNA from Anopheles coluzzii, 1251 nucleotides. RefSeq names its product 3'(2'),5'-bisphosphate nucleotidase 1. Gene Ontology annotation, biological process: phosphatidylinositol phosphate biosynthetic process. The coding region runs from base 180 to 1106 and encodes 308 amino acids. Lineage: Eukaryota; Metazoa; Arthropoda; Insecta; Diptera; Culicidae. The record is from RefSeq and is a predicted model, not a curated record. The transcript has 2 exons. Gene Ontology annotation, molecular function: 3'(2'),5'-bisphosphate nucleotidase activity.